Salarias fasciatus (jewelled blenny) is the source of this 4078-nucleotide messenger RNA. It is a transcript of the gene rbm26, whose product is annotated as RNA binding motif protein 26. The record is from RefSeq and is a predicted model, not a curated record. Bases 394 to 3435 code for a protein of 1013 amino acids. Lineage: Eukaryota; Metazoa; Chordata; Actinopteri; Blenniiformes; Blenniidae. Gene Ontology annotation, molecular function: RNA binding; metal ion binding. Gene Ontology annotation, cellular component: nucleus. The transcript has 22 exons.
GUAAAUAAUCGCCAUGGAAUAGUGGGAACAAGUACUGCUGGACGAAGUAGCGAGUAAAGCUUGAGCUCUCCUUGGUUUUUAUCAAAUCGAAGCCAGUUGCAAGCGUCUGGGUUUGUGGGUUUAACGUUGAGAGACAUUUGGUGCGCUUCUGCUGAAUUUGGGCCGUAAAAAUCAUCGGAGUGUCGACGAGUCGUGCAGCACGUUUGGGGCCUGAAGCGACGGAUGCUAACGGAGCUAGCAUUAGCGCAGCGCUACACGCAGCUUCAGCAGCCGAAGACUCAUCGAGUUUGACACCAGCUGAUGUGGAGCCUGUCGUUUUAAACCGAUAAGCGGGGUCGAGUGCGCUUGCUUUAACUCUAGCCGUGGUGGAGGGAAAGUCCGGCUGGAUUUAAGAUGAUCAUUGAAAACCUCGAUGCCUUGAAAACAUGGCUGUCUGAAACCUUGGAGCCCAUUUGCGAUGCAGAUCCUUCUGCCUUGGCCAAAUAUGUCGUUGCUUUGGUGAAGAAAGACAAAACUGAGAAGGAACUGAAAGCCCUUUGCAUUGACCAGUUAGACGUAUUUCUUCAGAAAGAAACACAGCUCUUUGUGGAUAAGCUUUUUGAAGCGAUAAAUAAUAAAAGCUACCUCCCACAAUCAGAGCAGCCGCCCUCCCUGGUCAAACCUGAGAAAGAUGAGCCGAAGAAAGAGGAGCAGCCAAAUCGGGAAGAAGAGCGAGAUAAAAAGUUUUCUCGACGAGUGAAUCACAGUCCUUUACAGUCGAGCUCUCGCUACAGCAGAGACAGCAGGAGAGGAGAUGAUCGUAAGAGAGAUGAUCGAUCCAGGAAGAGAGACUACGAUCGCAACCCCCCUCGGCGGGAUUCAUACCGAGAUCGUUACAACCGCAGAAGAGGUCGGAGCCGCAGUUACAGCCGUAGUCGCAGUCGGAGUUGGAGCAAAGACCGGAUGCGAGACCGUGACCGAGAGAGGGACAGGGAGCGAGAGAGAGAUCGGGACAGAGAACGGGACCGUGACCGCAGUCGGAGUCCCUCUCUCACACGAACUCGGUCUACAAGCAGGAGUAGAGAACGGGAGUCUGGAAAGAUGAAGUAUGACCACGAGAGGCCAGAGAGCAGUGAUAACUACGCCCCACCAGCCCUCGUCUCCACUGCGGCCACUUCACACUUCCCUGUGCCAACGCUGAGCAGCACCAUUACAGUCAUCGCCCCAACCCAUCAUCACAGCAACAACACCACUGAGAGCUGGUCAGACUUCCGGCCUGAGCACCCCGUGGACCGCGGCCCCUUCAGCAGAGGACCGCCGCCUCAACAGAGGAAGCGAUGCCGUGACUAUGACGAAAAGGGAUUCUGCAUGCGAGGCGACAUGUGUCCGUUUGAUCAUGGGAGCGAUCCGGUCGUCGUGGAAGAUGUGAACUUGCCCAACAUGCUGUCCUUCCAACCCCCACCAAUUCCUGGGGUGGACGCUCCACCUCCCCCGGGUCUUCCACCUCCGCCACCUUUAAUGAACCCCCCACCCGUCAACCUUCGGCCUCCUGUGCCCCCACCUGGUGCCCUCCCACCAAGCCUUCCUCCUGUUGCAGGUCCCCCACCCCCACUACCUCCACUGCAGCCAGCUGGGAUGGAUGCUCCUCCCAACUCCAUCACAAGCUCCGUUCCCACUAUCGUCACCUCUGGGAUGCGUCCGUCACUUCCCCCACCCUCAGCACCACUCUUCACCUCAGACCACUACGAGACAGACGUGUACAAUCCCGAGGCUCCCAGCAUCACAAAUACUUCCAGGCCAAUGUACCGCCACCGGGUCAACGCCCAGAGACCAAACCUGAUCGGCUUAACAAUGGGAGAUAUGGACCAGCCCCAGAGAGAAAAAAUCCCGAACAACAGUAUGAGAAUCGUCAUGGAGGCUGAUUCCAGGAAGAGACCGCUCCUCUCGCACGAUGGAAUUCUGCCCAUCAAGAAACCUUGGUUUGAUAAGCCUAACUUUAACAAACCCAACCACCAGGGCUACCACAAAAGAGCUCAGUUCCCUCCCAAUGCCAAGCUGCUUGUUCGGCAAAUUCCCCCGGACCUCAACAACAUCAGCAAACUCAAUGAGCAUUUCAGCAAGUUCGGCACCAUUGUGAACCUGCAGGUGGCUUACCAGAAUGACCCCGAGGGGGCACUGAUCCAGUUCGCCUCUCCAGAUGAGGCCAGGCGAGCUAUGCAAAGCACUGAGGCGGUCCUCAACAACCGCUUCAUCCGAGUGCACUGGUUUCGUGACGAUGGCGGUGACGGCCAGGGGCAGUCCCGCUCGCAGCAGCAGCAGCAGCAGCUCCAGACACUGCCAGCCACGCCGCCUGUUACGUCUCUGAAACAGUCUGUGAAGGACCGCCUCGGACCCCUGCUCCCUGCAAACUCUGAGCCCUCGCAGGAAUCCAGCGUAGCCUCUCAGAAUUCCUCAAAAUUAUCUGUGAAGGACCGUUUGGGUUUCUCCGGCAAACCGGCAGCUCCUGUUGAAAAAGUCUUUUCAACGUCCAUGGGUCUCACAAAAACUGUUUAUAACCCCGCUGCUCUGAAAGCAGCUCAGAAGACCUCCGAAGAAGCCCUGAAAAAGAAACAGGAAGCGCUGAAACUUCAGCAAGAUGUGCGAAAAAAGAAGCAGGAGAUAUUGGAGAAGCACAUCGAGACACAGAAGCUCUUGAUUUCCAAGCUUGAGAAGAACAAGUCGAUGAAGGCCGAGGACAAAGCCAAGAUCAUGGACACUUUGGGAACGCUCACCAAGAGCAUCACCAAACUGCAAGACGAGAUAAAGGGGAUCUCCAGCAGCAGCACGCAGCUUCGCACGGCUAAGAGCAAGGCUCAGGCACAGAAAGAACUCCUGGACGCAGAGCUGGACCUCUAUAAGAAGACUCAGGCAGGAGAGGACACUGCUUUGUUGAAGAUGAAGUACACCCAGCUGCAAAUCGAGGCAGCUAAAAGAGGACUCUUGUCCCCGGGAAGAGGCCGAGGCGUCCACCCUCGAGGCCGCGGUGCCGUCAGGGCCCGGGGCCGGGGGUCCAGGGGUCGCGGGAGAGGCGUGCCGCUGCACGCAGUGGUUGAUCACCGACCACGUGCGCUGGAAAUCUCUGGUUUCGGCGAGACGGACCGCGUCGAGUUGCUGCCACAUUUUGCUCAAUUUGGGGAGAUUGAAGAUUGCCAGAUUAAUGAAAGCAACCUGUGUGCAGUCAUCACCUACAAGACGAGAGCGGAGGCAGAACAGGCGGCUCUUCACGGAGUGAGAUUUAACAACCAGACUUUACGCCUGGCCUGGCACAAGCCCGCCACGGCGCUGAGCUCGGCAGACGCUGAUGAGGCAGAACCGGAGGAAGAUGAGUACCCAGAAGAGUCGCUGAGUGACGACGCGUUGCUGCAGGACGACGACGAAGAGGAAGACGACAACGAGCCUCGUUCGUGGCGCAGAUGAAAUCCUGCUGUGAGCUCUCCCGGCGGCGCCCGCGCAGCGGACGAGCAACAAUCCUGAUUUCAAUGCCUGAUUGUGAAUCGACAAGGCACAUUUUACUUUGACUUGACUUCUUUGUUUUUUUUUUUUUUUUUGUUUUUUUUUUUUCCUCUAACAAAAAUGUAACUGGCUGAAGAAACGUGCAAGUUUGGUUAUUUUUAAUGUGUAUACCACAUGCAACAGUGCGGAUUUUUAAAAAAAAAAUGCUCUUAAUGUAGAAAAUAGUCUUUUUUUUCUUUUUAAUUUCAUUCACAAAAUGCAAAUAGUUAGUUUGAUCAGCUGUCACAUGUCCCUUACAACGACUUCUUUGUUUAUUUAUCAGUUAAAAGAAAAAAAAACCAAACCUGUGUUAUAAUUUAACUGAAUGGCAGACAGUAGCUUUUGCAGACUAGUAUUAUGUAGACCGGUUUAAAUGCUUGUGUGUACAUAUUUUAUGUCUGGAUUUCAAUGAUUUGUAUCAAAGCUUGACUUCUCAAUUCUUGGCUUUAUUUUGGAUUGUACAAAAAAUAAAGACUUGAAAUGGUCUUAAACAAUCUGCCACAAACCAAAAAAAGAAAAAAAAAAGUGGAAUGGAGAAAAAAAACAAAAAAAAAAUUAAAACAAAAAA